Messenger RNA from Momordica charantia (bitter melon), 811 nucleotides. RefSeq names its product Ribosomal protein L34. The record is from RefSeq and is a predicted model, not a curated record. Gene Ontology annotation, cellular component: ribosome; mitochondrial large ribosomal subunit. Gene Ontology annotation, biological process: translation. Gene Ontology annotation, molecular function: structural constituent of ribosome. Lineage: Eukaryota; Viridiplantae; Streptophyta; Magnoliopsida; Cucurbitales; Cucurbitaceae.
GCUCCUUCGUCAUCCGCUAGCAAAUUAGCUGAAAGGGGGAAACAGUCUUAAGAAUGGCAGCGAUAUCAGUGUUAUCGACCCCAUGGGUUUUAAGCGGAGCUGUGGCUGUCCGCGUUCCCUCAGCUUCUCUUGUAAUCUCCACUGGCUCUAGAAGUUGCUGCUCCGUAUCUCUCAACACUGCAAACAACACUUCCGCUCGUUCUGGAUUGCUCCGUUGUUCGUUUCUUCCUUCUUCCUCCCUUUCAUGCUCUUCAUCUUUUUCAGGUUUUUCUUUGGGUUUGGACUGGAACUCCAGAAUUUGGGUUGGACAAGGAAAGGGUCGGAGCUUAGUGGUUAGGGCUGGCAAGGCUGCACUAUGUCAGACUAAAAGAAACAGGUCGCGUAAAUCCUUAGCUCGGACUCAUGGUUUUCGCCGACGAAUGCGGACCACCAGUGGUAGAGCUGUUCUUAAGCGCAGGCGUGCCAAGGGGAGGAAGGUCCUCUGCACGAAGUCUUACCCUAGUAGCGGAAAGGGUGCUUAAAUUUUUCUCGCUUUAACCAUCUCUAGGUAAAUUAGGCAAUGUUGUCUAAUUCACUCUUUGAAUGACUGGUCGAGAUAGCUUAUAUUAUAUGAUGCUUUCUUAUUUAGUCAUUUAAAAUUUUCUUAAAUUAUCAGUGUUAAAUUCAAAUACUGGACAAGACUAGCUUAUGUGAUUAAUCCUUUCGUAUUGUUCAUUUGAAAAUUUUCUCUGAAUUGGAAUAUGUACAUUUUCUGAAACCUGAGGAUUGCUGUUACUCAUAUAAUCUUGGGCCUUCCGGUCAUUAAUUUUUA